AUGGCAGGAGGGAAUCAGACCAGCAUCUUUGAGUUCCUCCUCUGGGGACUCUCAGAGCGACCCGAGCAACAGCACAUCCUCUUCCUGCUCUUCCUGUGGAUGUACAUAGUCACUGUGGCUGGGAACCUACUCAUUGUCCUGGCCAUUGGCACCAAUGCUCAUCUCCACACCCCCAUGUACUUCUUCCUGGCCAGCUUGUCCUGUGCAGACAUACUUUUCACUUCUACCACUGUGCCCAAGGCCCUGGUGAACAUCCAGACCCAGAGCAGGUCCAUCUCCUAUGCAGGGUGCAUGGUUCAACUCUACUUCUUCUUGACCUUUGGAGACAUGGACAUCUUUCUCCUCACUACAAUGGCCUAUGACCGCUACGUGGCCAUCUGUCACCCUCUCCACUACAGGAUGAUCAUGAAUCCCCGGCACUGCACCCUUAUGGUGACUGCCUGCUGGACCCUUACCAAUCUUGUUGCCAUGACCCACACCUUUCUCAUAUUCCGACUUUCCUUCUGCUCUAAGAAGGUCAUUCCCGACUUCUUCUGUGAUCUGGGACCCCUGAUGAAGGUGUCUUGCUCUGAUACACACAUCAAUGAACUUGUGCUCCUCUUCUUGGGAGGAGCAGUCAUUUUAAUCCCCUUUAUGCUCAUUCUGGUCUCCUACAUCCACAUUGUUUCAGCCAUCCUCAGAGUUCCCUCUGUCCAGGGAAGGCACAAAGCCUUCUCCACCUGUGGUUCCCACAUUGCUGUUGUUGCCCUGUUCUUUGGGAUGGUGAUCAGGGCUUAUCUGUGUCCUUCAUCCUCUUCCUCCAAUUCAGUAGUGGAGGACACAGCAGCUGCUGUCAUGUACACAGUGGUCACUCCCCUGCUGAACCCCUUCAUUUACAGCCUGCGGAACAAGGACAUGAAGGGUGCACUGGGAAGACUUCUCAGGGGCAAAGUCUCCUUUUCAGGCCAGUGA
Messenger RNA from Orycteropus afer afer, 951 nucleotides. RefSeq names its product olfactory receptor 1P1-like. Gene Ontology annotation, cellular component: membrane. Gene Ontology annotation, molecular function: G protein-coupled receptor activity; olfactory receptor activity. The record is from RefSeq and is a predicted model, not a curated record. Lineage: Eukaryota; Metazoa; Chordata; Mammalia; Tubulidentata; Orycteropodidae. The transcript has a single exon. The coding region runs from base 1 to 951 and encodes 316 amino acids. Gene Ontology annotation, biological process: G protein-coupled receptor signaling pathway.